UAUGCGUUUAUAAGAGCGCCUGUCUGAUCUCACCACUAUCUAGUUGGAGGAGAUUCAGCCAGACAACACAUCAGAAGUGAACGGAUAGGGACUCUGGAUCUAUAAUCUGGAGCUGUCACUUAACAUGAAAGUGUCCCAAUGGAACUAAAUUCAUCGAAUGUCCUCUGCAAUGAAACAGACGCCUGGAUAUGGCUGUCUUCUCUCCAGCCUCCAUUUCUGGCUCUUAUCAGCAUCCUGGGAGUGGUGGGCAACAGUCUGGUCCUCUGCGUGUUCUGUCUCCAGAGGAAGCCGUGCAGCGUAGCUGAUGUGUAUCUGGGCAACCUGGCAGCUGCAGACCUCAUUAUGGUCCUCUGUUUGCCCUUCUGGGCGGUCACUAUUGCCCGAAACUAUCAGUGGAACUUUGGUCAACUGCUCUGCAAGGUGAUCAACACCGCCAUCUCGAUGAACUACUACUGCAGCGUACUCUUCCUAGUGCUAGUCAGUGUGGACCGCUACCUCGCUCUGGCCAAACCCCUGACUUCCAGUAGGCUGAGAUGCCCCAAAUGGGCCAAGCGUAUCUGUGUGGUGAUUUGGGCGGUUGGAUUCACCCUCAGCCUCCCAGCAAUGAUCUUCCGAGGAGUAAAAUUCGUUCCAGUCAUAGAGGUGGAAGCCUGCUACCUUUUGUACCCUCAUCCGGCCUGGGUGCUCCAACGGAACAUUACGAUGAACUUGAUUGGAUUCCUGGUUCCCCUGCCGAUCAUUUCGCUUUGCACCUUUCACAUUGUCAAAGCACUUAAAAAUCGUGGUGUCGUGAUUUUACCGAGGGUGCAGACGGAGAGGAAGGCUGCUCAUCUGGUUCUGACGGUCCUCGCGGUGUUUCUCCUGUGCUGGACACCCUUCCAGCUACUGCGGUUUCUAAACACUCUUGACUACUUUAAUCUCCUUCCUGGGUGCCUCUGGGAGAACAUGUUACAAAUAGGCAAUGAGCUGUCUACUUAUUUAGGGUAUAGCAAUAGCUCAAUUAACCCUUUCUUGUAUGUUAUCGUAGGGAGUCAAUUCCGAAAGAGAGCUCGAGGAGUUUUUUGGAGUCUUUUGCAUCCUAGACGGAAGAGCAACUCCUCUGUGCUCACAAACGUUACUGUUAUUAGCAAGUGCGGUGACAGUCCCAAAGACAACAAAAUAACACCGCUGACUGUGAGCUGUAUAGUGUGUAAAUCAUUAUGAAGAUACAAAGAAACUCAAAUGGUGGACAUUCGAUUCCCAGGAGAAACAUAUAUACCUCUUAUUUGUUUGACUGUGCAAUCCCGUUUUCCUUCUCUCGCAUCUAUUCUUUCCAUCUUAGCUGAGGUGUGGAAAGAAUGAGAUGCGAGGAUGAAGGAAUUGGUGGAAUAUUCAAGUGUCACGUCAAUAAUUACUGAUGAUUUUGCACUAAAAUGUUUUGAAAAUACUUUUGUAAAGGUAUAAUAACAUCUGUGGACUGAUGUGUUUGGUUUUAAUAUUAUUAGUGAACUGAAAGUGUGUAUUUUAUUGUUAAUCUUUUACAGUUAAUUACAACAUUUCAUUUUCAUGAAAGCAAAUGUAUUGUUUUUUAAAACUAAAACCAAGGAGUAUAUUUAAAACCAAAGCUGUUUUUAAAUAUAUAAUGUAUAUAUUUAAUGUAUAUUUGUAUCAUUGUACUUUGUGUUAUAUUAAUAAAAAUAAUUAAAACUG
Molecule: messenger RNA, 1689 nt
Organism: Ctenopharyngodon idella (grass carp)
Lineage: Eukaryota; Metazoa; Chordata; Actinopteri; Cypriniformes; Xenocyprididae
Product: B2 bradykinin receptor
Exons: 2
Coding region: 139-1203 (354 amino acids)
Biological process (GO): smooth muscle contraction; G protein-coupled receptor signaling pathway; immune response
Cellular component (GO): membrane
Molecular function (GO): bradykinin receptor activity
Source: RefSeq, a predicted model, not a curated record